AUGGAGGCCGGGCUGCUGAGCGCCGUCCUGGGCAUUAUCCUGGUGCAGGUGGAAAUGGCCACGCAGGACCUGGACCUGCAGAAGAUUGUAGGGUUCUGGCGGGAAGUUGGGGUGGCCUCCAGCCACAACCUGGCACUGCAGACCCCAAAGAGGCUGGAGGCCUUGUUCCUGACCUUGCGUCGGGAGGAGCUGACCGUGAAGGCUGCGUAUAAUAGCUCAGGAAGCUGUGAGACUGAACAAAUAGUGAGCUCAGAAGUCAACGUCUCCGGGAAGUUUGUUUUUCCUGGCCACAGGGAGAUCCAGGUGAUAGACACCGACUACGAACAGUACGCCAUCCUGAGGCUGUCCCUCCGCUGGCGGGACAAGGCGUUCCACGUGCUCAAGUAUUUCACCCGGAGCCUUGACGGCGAGUAUGAACCAGGCUUCUGGAAGUUCCGGGAGUUGACCGCAGACACGGGACUGUACCUGGUGGCCCGGCACGGGAGGUGUGCCAAGCUCCUGAAGGAGGAGCUGAUCUAGGGGAGCCCCCGGCCCCAUCCGGGAUGCUCGGAGCCCCGCGCACCCGGCCUCCCCUGGCUGC
Molecule: messenger RNA, 580 nt
Organism: Kogia breviceps (pygmy sperm whale)
Lineage: Eukaryota; Metazoa; Chordata; Mammalia; Artiodactyla; Physeteridae
Source: RefSeq, a predicted model, not a curated record